Molecule: messenger RNA, 399 nt
Organism: Parastagonospora nodorum SN15
Lineage: Eukaryota; Fungi; Ascomycota; Dothideomycetes; Pleosporales; Phaeosphaeriaceae
Exons: 2
Coding region: 1-399 (132 amino acids)
Source: RefSeq, a predicted model, not a curated record
AUGAGUGAUAGACGCAAGCACGGUGAAGAGAUCCUUGCGAAAUCAUCCGACGAUGAGCCCUCAAAAUCACUAGAUGUAGGACUGAGUGGCAUCGCAAAGAAUCCCUACCCGUUCCCGGGAGACGAACAGCCUUUCUCCUGGACCAGAUACCAGACGGCGAGCCUCAUCCAAAAGAGCGCGGAUGAGGCCCAGGGUGAGCAGCAAGCAUCAGCAUCGGCAUCGGCACCGGUAUCGGCAUGUACUACUAAUGCAUCGCGCGAUGUCCAAAUGGCGUCACCUGAGGCAGAGCUGGAUUUAGGCGAAUUCGUACAGCUUUCAGACUCUUCUCCGGAGAAAGAGUCCAGUCCUGGCCCAGACUCUACAGUGACACAGAAGAAGCAGGCGAAGACGCAGGAUUGA